UGAUAGAGUUGCAAGAAAACCUUUUCUUGUGAUAAAAUGUUGUUGAAAGCCAUCUUUAUCGUGGUGAUAAUCGCCAUGUUUUGGGGAGCUGACGGGAGAGAUGACGAGCACAACGAUGUGGUAAAACGAGGCACCUUGAACAAGACAAACCAAGACUUAAAGGUACUGAGCGAUGUUGUGAAAGCUUUGAAAGAAAGGAUGAAGAUUCUGGAAACACGGCAAGGUUUUUGCAAGGAAGGAGCACCGGGUAAACCAGGCAAAGAUGGGCGUGAUGGUAUACCAGGAAAAAAUGGCGCACCGGGAAAGGAUGGAGCACGAGGAAAAGAUGGCGUCGGUUUACCAGGACGAGAUGGUCGUGAUGGCCAACCAGGACCACGAGGUAGUCCUGGAUUGAAAGGUCCACGUGGUGUUAAGGGUUCAAUGGGCCAUCCUGGUCCUAAAAGUGGUGGUGUCAAGUACAUACGCUGGGGGAGAACCUCGUGUCCUUCUGGUGCUAAUCUCGUCUACAAAGGUCGAGUAGGUGGAGAGCACUUCAACCAUCUCGGCGGGGGUUCCAACUAUGUAUGCCUGACAGAGUCCCCCAAGUACGCGAGCUACAACGAUGCUCGUCAAUCAUCGGGUUUCAUGUACGGUGCUGAGUACCAAACUAAGCAUAGCUACAAUCCAUUUCCACACAAUCCUCAUGAUCACGACGUCCCUUGUGCUGUAUGCUUUGUUCCAAACCGCAAUGCCAAACUGAUGAUCCCGGCAACUUACGAGUGUCCCGCGGGAUGGUCCAAAGAGUACUGGGGAUAUCUUAUGGCGGCAGAUUAUCGUCACAAAAACCAGAAAGAUUUCGUUUGCGUUGACAAAGAUCCAGAAGUCGUCAAAGGAUCGGUUCACGACCACAAUGGUGCUUUGUUGUACACCGUUGAAGGAAGGUGUGGCUCUCUGCCUUGUCUUCCUUACGUUGAAGGACGGGAACUGACAUGCGCAGUCUGUACCAAGUAA
This is a messenger RNA of Exaiptasia diaphana, 990 nucleotides long. Its product is annotated as short-chain collagen C4. Bases 37 to 990 code for a protein of 317 amino acids. The record is from RefSeq and is a predicted model, not a curated record. The transcript has 7 exons. Lineage: Eukaryota; Metazoa; Cnidaria; Anthozoa; Actiniaria; Aiptasiidae.